Messenger RNA from Fusarium fujikuroi IMI 58289, 732 nucleotides. RefSeq lists its product as uncharacterized. NCBI's taxonomy places the organism in Eukaryota, Fungi, Ascomycota, Sordariomycetes, Hypocreales, Nectriaceae. The transcript has a single exon. The record is from RefSeq and is a predicted model, not a curated record. The coding region runs from base 1 to 732 and encodes 243 amino acids.
AUGAGCGCCGAGUCGGCCGCCCGAGCUAUCACUGCCGGUUUAUCGCACCAACACCCAGGAGAUGUGAGGCGCCGUAAUGAACUUUGGCAGCUUCUUGCCUUAACUCUCCUACACUUCGAUGACGACUGCGACAUGAUAGUUGAUCUCCUCGUCGCGAUUCAAUCUCUGCCAUCAAGGAAUAGUAGGCCCUGGUGGGUGACGGAUCCACAGCCCAGCAACUCCUUGUGUGAGCUGCCUGCAUUUCACAAUAUGUGGCAAUCCUGCUACGAAUCGCUUAGGUGUGAUUGUUACGAGCGUAGCGGUGAAGGUUUCUCAGCAGAUAAGAAAUACUACAGAAGAGCAGGGAUGGUGGAAGCAAAGAUGUAUCUCCGCGGGAUUCCAGGAAUAACGGAGUUUUGGGCGUACAACACGAUCAACCUUGUUUGUGUACAGAACGAAGACCUCGAGUUCGUUAUCCAUGAGAUUUACGGUUGGUUGCAGACUGCAGGAUCCAAACUGGCGGAAACACUAGAUUCGAAUCAGAUCAAGUAUUUCGAGAGAGGAGUGAGAGGUCGGCGUGAUAAGAGAUACGAUAUCUCGGCCACCAUGUUCGAGCAUUGGCAGCAUUGGAAGAAGUCGUUUUUGGAGGUCAGUUUUGAUGAGAACUUUUUAUCUUCUGAGGGAAGGGGGUUGGCAAGAGAGUGCCACGAUAUCAUGAAGGCACAAAACAUCAAGUUGCCAUUGUUUGUAUAG